GGUCUUGUGUUGGGUGCUUAUGCCUCUGAGAACGAGAAAGUCAACCGCUUAACGCCAUUUGGCCAGAAAUUCAACGAUCAAGUGACAUCCGGAAAACUACUCGAGCAGAUCAAUGUAUCGACUGCGAAUUAGAGAGAAAACGGGUUGAAAACAGAAAGAAAAAAAAAGAGUGAGAAAGAGAGAGAGAGAGAAUGUCUCGACGGAAUAUUGUGGACUCCAUGGCGGAUUCUGGGGGCUCCAGUGGCGGAGCGUCGCGCCGCUUGACUGCUUUAAGUGGGAUCAGUUCGACGAUGGAGGAGAAGAACAGCGAUCUUCUCUGUCCGAUUUGCUUUGAGAUGAUCUCCGAGGCGCACAUCACCAAGUGCGGCCACACAUUUUGCUAUCAGUGCAUUGUGAAGAGCAUCGAGAGCACGAAGAGGUGUCCGAAGUGCUGCUUCGCAUUGCCCACGCAGGAGUUGAUCUUUCCCAAUUUCCUGCUCAAUGAAUUGGUGGCAAAGCAGCGACUGCGACUGGCGACGAAUGAGCAGCUGAUGGGCGACACGGCGGUGAAGGAUGCCAACAAACUGAAGGACCUGAUUGCCAGGGAUUCGCAGAACUUGUCGCUGUCCGACGUGGAUGUGAUGCUGGAGAUUCUGUCGCAUCGGCGCCAAAUCUUGGAGACGGAGACGUGUGUGGCGCAGAAUAGGCUGCUGUACGAGUUCCUCCGGCAUCUGCUGAAGCAGAAGGAGGACCAGAAGGCGCAGAUUGCCAAGGAGAUUGACCUGAUUUCGAGGGAUUUGCACGAAGUGGAGUGCGUGCUCAAGGAGAGGAGGAAUCUGCUGGUGGCCAGUGGGCAGGAAGAGAUGCCAGCUCCAGUGCAGGAUGUCGAGCAGACACUCGAGCAGAGCGAAGGGGAGAAGCAGCAAGUGCCAGAGCUGCCGGGUGUUGAGGAGGAGAAGCCAGAGAAUGCCGGAGAUGGCUUCAACUCGUUCAACAAUGAUGUCACGUCGACUUUCACCAUCCGGAAGCGUCGGAUGCACACGUACUUCGAUGACUUUGUCAAUUGCUACUUUCAGGCGCGCGGGCAGGAUUUGUACUUCAGCGGUGCGACUGGGAGUGACGAUAAUGACAAUAUGAGAUUGUCCGUGAGCUCAAGGCGUGGAUUGGAUGCUUUUCGUGAGAGUCUGGUGAAGUUCUCGCGGUACAGCUCGUGCAAGACUUUGGCCACGCUUGGCUAUUCGUCGGAUCUGUCGAAUGGAUCGAUUGUGUCGGGAAUUGAGUUUGACAAAGACAAUGAGUAUUUCGCCAUUGCUGGCGUGACGAAGAGGAUCAAAGUGUAUGACUAUCUGGCCGUGAUCAGGGAUGUUGUGGACAUUCACUAUCCCGUGGUGGAGAUGGUGUCGAACAGCAAGAUUUCGUGUGUGGUGUGGAAUUCGUAUCACAAGAACAUCCUGGCGAGCAGUGAUUAUGAUGGCACAGUGACAAUUUGGGAUGCAGUGACGGGACAGAGGACGAAAUUCUUCCAGGAGCACGACAAGCGGUGCUGGAGUGUGGAUUUUAAUAAUGUGGACUCGCGUCUUGUGGCGUCAGGAUCGGAUGAUGGACGGAUGAAGCUCUGGUCACUGUUGGCGAACAAUUCUGUGGCCACACUGGACACAAAGGCGAACAUUUGCUGUGUGAAAUUCAAUCCCAAGAGCUCUUGCCACAUUGCAUUCGGGUCGGCUGAUCAUUGUGUGCACUAUUACGAUUUGAGGCACACCACGAAGCCACUGUGCGUGUUCACGGGCCACCAGAAGGCCGUGUCGUAUGUGAAGUUCCUCAAUGACCAGGAGAUUGUGUCCGCCAGCACGGACAGUCGCCUGAGAUUGUGGAAUGUCAACUCUCCGCCCUAUUCCAUUCGCUCGUACGUGGGUCACAUGAAUGAGAAGAACUUCGUGGGCCUGGCGACGGAUGGGGAGUACAUUGCGUGCGGCAGCGAGGACAUUUCGCUGUAUGUGUACUACAAGGGGCUGCCGAAGCCGCUGUUCAGUAUGAAGAUCGAUCGGCCCAGCAGCAUUGAUCAGUCAGGGUCGGAUCUCAAUGAGUUCGUGUCGGCGGUGUGCUGGCGCAAGCAGUGCAACGUGAUGGUGGUGGCCAACAGCAGGGGCAUUGUGAAGAUUCUAGAGCUAGUGUAGAUGAUUCCUUGUGAUACAGCAAUCGUGCAGCUUCCUCGAAUGCCCGUCUUCAAUAUUGUGUAGUUUUCAAAGUAUUUUUAGGCUAAGUUUUUGUCCAUUCUCUAUACUUAAUUAGCAUCUUCAACAACACAAAUGACACACCGGAAAAAACCUCAUGAAUUUCAGGUUUAUAUCUUAAGGUGUCAAGGCAUUUUGACUGGGGGAAUCUUCUGACAACAGCACAUAUGCUAAAAGGGAAUUUGAAAGCAAAAGAGUAAAAGAAAAAAAAUAA
Messenger RNA from Phlebotomus argentipes, 2424 nucleotides. Its product is annotated as E3 ubiquitin-protein ligase COP1-like. Gene Ontology annotation, cellular component: cytoplasm. Lineage: Eukaryota; Metazoa; Arthropoda; Insecta; Diptera; Psychodidae. The coding region runs from base 192 to 2153 and encodes 653 amino acids. The transcript is spliced from 2 exons. Gene Ontology annotation, biological process: proteasome-mediated ubiquitin-dependent protein catabolic process. Gene Ontology annotation, molecular function: ubiquitin protein ligase activity; manganese ion binding; metalloaminopeptidase activity. The record is from RefSeq and is a predicted model, not a curated record.